Messenger RNA from Acanthosepion pharaonis, 741 nucleotides. The record is from the annotation of a GenBank genome assembly. NCBI's taxonomy places the organism in Eukaryota, Metazoa, Mollusca, Cephalopoda, Sepiida, Sepiidae.
AUGAAGCAAGUCUCGCAGAUCAAUGACUUUUUUUGGGUCGCUAUCUAUCUGGUCUUUUUAUCUAUCUAUCUAUCUAUUCACUUUUCUUAUCUAUCUAUACGUCUUUCUUCAUCUAUGUAUUCGCUUUUCUUAUCCAUCCAUACGCCUUUCUUCAUGUAUCUAUAUACCAUUCUAUCUAUCUAUCUAUCUAUCUAUCUAUCUAUCUAUCUAUCUAUCUAUUUGCUUUUCUUAUCCAUCUAUACGUCGUUUUUAUCUAUCUCUCUAUUCGCUUUUCUUAUCUAUCUACAUGCCUUUCUUCAUCUAUCUAUCUAUCUAUCUAUCUAUCUAUCUAUCUAUCUAUCUAUUCACUUUUAUCUAACUAUACGUCUUUCUUCAUCUAUAUAUUCGCUUUUCUUAUCCAUCCAUACGACUUUCUUCAUCUAUCUAUCUAUCUAUCUAUCUAUCUAUCUAUUCGCAUUUCUUAUUCAUCGAUACGCCUUUAUCUAUCUAUCUAUUCAAUUUUCUUAUCGAUUAUACGCAUUUCUUCAUCUAUCUAUCUAUCUAUUCGCAUUUCUGAUUAAUCGAUACGCCUUUAUCUAUCUAUCUAUUCAAUUUUCUUAUCGAUCUAUACGCAUUUCUUUAUCUAUCUAUCUAUCUAUAUAUUCACUUUUCUUAUCCAUCUAUACGCCUUUCUUCAUGUAUCACUAUUUAUCUAUCUAUCUAUCUAUUAAGUCACUUUUCUUAUCUAUCAUAUACAAAUAA